AUGCAAGUUCCUGUUACUAUGAAGAUCAGUAAUGAAACGAUUCAAAUAAUAACGCAAAGGAAACAAGAAAUAUUUAAUGGAUUAAGCUGUUUUCUCAACGAUGUCUACCAUAUUUCAGAGAUCGAAGACGUUCUCCUUACUCACAGACAUGAUGAUGAAUUUAUUAUUAAACAAGACCUUGGAAGACCAACACUUGCUUUUACAAGUCCAAAAAAAGAAGCUAUAAUUCAAGCUAUUCGCUCCUCCAAAGCUAGAUAUCAAAUAGCAAAACCCACAAAUAUUACUGAGAGAGUAAUUCGACCUAAUGAUGUCCCUGGUACAUUAUUAAAUAUGGCACUCCUUAACAUAGGAAGCGAUGAUCCGAACUUGAGGCUUGCAGCAUAUAAUUUACUUGUAGCUUUGAGCCUCAUAUUUAAUUUUGACGUUGGUGGUCAAUUACUUGCUGCAAAAGGGUUAUGUAUUCCGGCAAAUAAUACAAAUUUUGUCGUAAAUUUAAGUGAGAGGCUUGCACAAUCAGAACCACAUCUUACGCAGGAUUUCUUAUCCGAAUUCUUUGUCGGAUUUAGUAAGUCUAGCACACCUUUGAAGCAUCUGUGUCUUCAAUACAUGGCACCUUGGUUGUCAAAUUUGGCAUAUUUCAGCAGAAAUGGAACGGACAAUCAAAAUCAAAGCGAAAAAACAAGAGAAAUAAUCAAGAGCUUGAUCGAACUAACGGCAAAAGAAAAUGAAAUGUAUAAUGCUAUUCAAUCUAAAGUAUGGCAAACUUUAGGAAAAGUUGACGAAAUUACAAAUAUAAUAAUUGAUGAAUUUGUUCAAUAUGCUGUUCACCACGGUAUAAGCUCAAUGCAAUCCGAAACAGUUGCCAAUACCAUUGUAACACUAUCCUCCAUAAAUAUUCGUGGCAAAAUAAUUGCCAAAUUACGACAGUUUAUUGCACGAACAUCAUUAAACUCAACAAGGACACUUACAGAAAAUCCAGUAUGGCCGCAAAUAGCAGCUUUAGUUCGGUUCAAUUUAAUGUUAUCAUUUAAUAAUCGCCAUGUUCAUAUGUUUUUACCGGAAUUAUUUUAUGUAAUUUCUAUACUUGUUGCUACUGGUCCGCCGCUAAUAAGGGCUUCAAUCCAUGGACUUAUUGUAAAUUUAGUUCAAUCAUUGUGCACAUCAAUGCCACUAAGUGAAGCAAAUAUAAAAAGAUUGAAUAUAUUAUUAACCGAAUUAUCGGAGCCAAAUUUCAGAUACUUUUUUGGUCUAAACAAUGUAUCCGGAAAUGCAUUUGUUAUAUCUCAGGAGUCUGCUAAUGACAUGCCAGAUACAAUGCCUCUUGCUUCUCUUGAAAAAAUAGUGCAAGCACUCUUAGAAGUAAUGAUAUGUGGUGCUGGAUCUGUUGAUAUGUCAAAUAUGUGGAGAGCACGAUGGAUGGGUCUAGUUACAAGCACUGCAUUUCAAAAUAACCCAGCAAUACAACCAAGGGCAUUCGUAACUCUAGGUUGCCUGGCUCGUGAAGAAGUUGACGAUGAUCUCCUAUAUCAAAUAUUAGUAUCAUUAAAUGGGAAUUUAUCCAGUGAUAGCCGUUAUCUACAACCAAUGUUCUGGCUAGCAAUGUCCCUUGUUCAAAUAGGUCACAUUCCAAUAUUUCCAAGUGCCAUUAAUUUAUUGCAUGAGGUUCUUAAAACGUUGGAUAAUCAUUGUUUUUUUGCAACUGAAAACAUUGCCACCGUUCUUCUUAGGGCACGUGAACCUUUAGAAACAGUUGCCAUCAAAAUGGAUAAGGAAUGUGGAAUUAAUUAUAAUCACUUUUCAUUUGCAGUAGCGGCUACACUUCUGAAAGGAUUGAAAAAUCCAGUCACAAAAACCGGUACACUGGCAGUACUUACAUGUUUCUUAGACAUUGCUUCAAAAGGUGUGUUAGGUGAACGAACAAACAAGAAUAUAAUAGAUUCUAGUAUGUUAGGAUAUCUAGCAGCUCUUUUGCCAGUAUCUGCAAAAAAUGCAGAUAUGCGAGAAUUGCUCUGGCUCUGUGGAAUCUUUGAUACUGAAGUAGAAAAUUCCGAACUUGGAACAACUUAUUAUAAGAUUUUUGAAAAUUUGGAUAUUCCUGAUAAUCAGACAGGCUUAUUGUUAAUUUCUUUAAUGGUUGCAAUGCUGCAAACCGCAGAGAACGAGCCAGAAAGACUAUUUCUUUAUGGAUUUCUCUCAGAAGCUGCUGUAGCAUUACCUGAAGUGUUUGCUUUAGUUUAUGAUAGCUUACUUCCUAAGAUGUCACAAAUAAUUAAUAGCAGUGAGACAAUACCAAUUCUUGAUUCAGUUCAAUCCAUUUUGUACACUGUUGUUUCAUCCGAAGGACAAUAUGGAAGCAGACAAAAUGCGAUUGCAAAUGGUAGAAUAAACCAAAUGCCAUCAUACCUUGAAGAAAUUGGUUUCAUUAACUUGAUGGAAUGUGGAUCUUUCUUAACAGUAACUAAAGAAAAAAUGAAAAUCAAUGCUACAUAUGCAAGCGAAUUGCGUUUCAUUACUAAACUUCAUCCAUUAAGAAUACUUGAUUUUUCAACACCUUUUCCGUAA
Messenger RNA from Cetraspora pellucida, 2562 nucleotides. The record is from the annotation of a GenBank genome assembly. Lineage: Eukaryota; Fungi; Glomeromycota; Glomeromycetes; Diversisporales; Gigasporaceae.